AUGGCACCUACUCUCGAUGACCCUACUCCCCCUCUCCACCCAUCACCAGGCUUCCGCUCCGACACCAGCACCCUCCCCCUCCCAAACGAUGAAGCCCACCGUCUGCCUCCUCCCUAUAACGCUUCCGCUUCUGAAACUCCCCACCAGCCCUCCAACAAGAGAGGGUUCAUUAAUCGUCCCCGUGUUAUUGUCACCCUACUCAUUCUUUUUUCACUUGUCCUUAUAGUCGGCACAUCCCUUGGAGUCAUCUACCUCCUUCUCAGCCCCAAAUAUCCUAAACUCGCAAUCUCCAAUGUCUUCGUCACACACCCACUAGCCAAACAUCCCCGGUUUUUGAUCUCCUUGAAAGCCAAGAAUCCCAACAACAGAGUGGGUGUUGGUUAUGAGAAGGGCGGAAGAGCCGCCCUCUCUUUCAAGAAAAAAAGCGUUGCUACUGGGCCAUUUCCAACAUUCGCCCAAGGAGACAAGAGUUCAAGUGCGGUGCAAAUGGUCCUUAGAGCCUCAAACAAGACGAUGCCUCAUGAAAUCCGAAACAGCAUCCUAAACACCACGUCCAAGCUGCCUCUAUCUUUAGGCCUCACAAUGAAUGUUCCGGUGAGGAUGAAGAUCUGGACGACGAAGAUAUGGAUUGAGGAGCUGGUGUUCGAUUGUAAGUUUAGGGUGAACACAUUGGCCAACAGCUCUCGCAUACUAUAUCAAAGAUGCCCUAUCAAGGCGCCGCCCAAAUGA
Molecule: messenger RNA, 729 nt
Organism: Vitis vinifera (wine grape)
Lineage: Eukaryota; Viridiplantae; Streptophyta; Magnoliopsida; Vitales; Vitaceae
Product: NDR1/HIN1-like protein 6
Exons: 1
Coding region: 1-729 (242 amino acids)
Source: RefSeq, a predicted model, not a curated record